This is a messenger RNA of Haliotis rubra (blacklip abalone), 1668 nucleotides long. RefSeq lists its product as uncharacterized. NCBI's taxonomy places the organism in Eukaryota, Metazoa, Mollusca, Gastropoda, Lepetellida, Haliotidae. The record is from RefSeq and is a predicted model, not a curated record. Gene Ontology annotation, molecular function: nucleotide binding; DNA binding; DNA-directed DNA polymerase activity. The transcript has a single exon. Gene Ontology annotation, biological process: DNA replication. Bases 1 to 1668 code for a protein of 555 amino acids.
AUGAAAUUGGCCUCCGUACCCAAAGCCUUUGGACUCACAGAACUGAAGAAGGGUUACUUCCCACAUUGGUUCAAUUUGAAGGAGAACCAAAAUUACGUUGGAGCUUUUCCAGAUCCUCACAUGUAUGGAGUGGACUACAUCGGAGCUAAAGACAGAGAUGCAUUCUUGUCAUGGUACGGCCAACAACAUGGACUGUUUGAUUUUUCUAAAGAAAUGAAGGAGUACUGUAUCUCAGAUGUCACUGUACUCAGAGAAGCCUGUCUGAAGUUUCAGCAACUGAUUAUGGAGGCCACAGGCGAGGAAACAGAAGGAAAGAUCAUUGAAGGUGUUGAUCCCUUUGCAAACUCUAUCACUAUAGCCUCUUUAAGCAUGAACAUAUUUAAAACCAAGUUUCUGAAACGUCACGAACAUGUCAGGCUGACUGAUGGACAAAGUAUCACAAACUGGAGGUCUUCCAGACCCUCCGAAGAAGAAGGAGAUGGGUCAUACGAUGUCAAGCUAGAGAGUGGUCAAUGGAUUUCACAAAGACAACUUCAAAAGAGGGGUAUUGGCGUCCACGAAGCAGAAACAGUUCCAAGCCCUAUUGCUCAAGUACCAUGUCAGGGGUAUGUUGGACAUGGGCAAUAUAGUAAAGUUUCCAUUCAGUGGUUAGAAUGGAUCAUGCAUUCAGAAAAUAUUGACAUACAACAUGCCCUGAAUGGAGGUGAACAUGAGGUGCCUGGAACCAACUACCGAGUGGAUGUUUAUUAUCCAAAAACAAACACAGUACUGCAAUUCCAUGGUUGUUGCUACCAUGGUUGUAAGACAUGCUUUCCACACGACAGAUCCUCCACCAUACCCCCCAGGACCAAACAGUCUGUGGAAGAACUUUAUGCUCUCACCUGUAAGAAAUCACGGGUGCUGAAACAGAAAGGCUACAAAGUGGUUGCCAUCUGGGAACACGAGUUCCACCAACAAUUAAAGGAUAAACCAGACAUGAAGGUUUUUGUCAGUACACUGGACAUACAGGAUCGCUUAGAGCCACAAGACUCCUUUUUUGGUGGCAGGACCAAUGCCAGUACACUUCACUACAAGGUGGAAGAAAGUGAAGAAAUUCAUUACGUGAACUUUACAAGUCACUACCCAUGGGUCAACAAGUAUUGCCAGUACCCUAUUGGACAUCCCCACAUCAUUCACAAGAAUUUCAAGUCUUUGGAUCACUAUUUUGGAAUUGCCAAGGUGAAGAUAUUACCACCUAGAAAACUCUAUCAUCCAGUACUCCCCUAUCGAUCUGAAGGCAAGCUAAAGUUUCCUUUAUGUUGUACCUGUGCUGACAAGGAGCAACAGACCCUUUGUGAACAUUCAGAUGAGCAGAGAGCCAUCCUAGGAACUUGGUGUACACCUGAAAUAGUGAAAGCCAUUGAGAAAGGAUACCAAGUGAUCAAGGUGUAUGAGGUUUACCACUGGUCCGAAACAGCCCAGUACAACCCUGAGACAGGAGAGUGUGGAUUGUUUACGGACUACAUCAACACCUUCUUGAAAUUAAAACAACAAGCCAGUGGAUGGCCAGUAUGGCGUGAAACGGAAGACGACAAGGAGAAAUACAUAGCAGACUACAGAGAGAAGGAAGGUAUACAACUGGACAAGGAUCGCAUAGAAAAAAACGAUCUCUGGCUAAAUUAUGCUUGA